AUGGCCAGUGAAAACAUACGGAGAGCUCCAGCGCUCCCCGAUCCCGGGACCGGGACCCCGGGUUCACCGCUUUCCGUCUCCCCGUCGGCCUUCCGGCUCACCUCGCGGCGGCGGCGCCGGGCACACCGCACGAGGAAACCAAAAUCAGCGCGCCAGACAAACCCCCCGCCUCCUGGCGUGCGACUGCGCCUGCGCCUUCGUGUGCGCGUGCGCCCGGGUUCCCGGAAAUGCCACGGCCGCUCCGCCCCGGCCCGCCCAGCCGGAGUCAGGGAUGAGAAGACCCAGCGGUCCCGGGGCGUCGAGGCUGGGUUCGACCGGGUAGAGCUGGCCUGCGGAGGCUUUCCUUCCCUAGUAGAGGGAACGAAACUCCUAGGGCGCGCGUCCCGCCUCGGCUCGGCCCAAGCAAAUGAUCCGACACCGUUUCACAUUCAAGCAGAAGUGAUGAUGAAAAUAAACUUCUUUGGUAGCUGAGGCGUGUGCACAAAACCGCUGCCUCCAAUGAAACCCCAAGGCAGUGUGGUCACUGUGUCUAGCAUAACGAGCUUCAUAGCUCUUAAGAACUGCAGCUCAGAACUGCAGAACUCCAGAAGUGAGACCAUCACAGAGGAGGAGCUGGUGGGGCUCAUGAACAAGUUCGUGGAAGACACAAAGAGUGGGGUACACAGGAAGGAGGGCAGGCCUGAUACGAGGGCACUCACAUAUGGAGUGUCAAAGAUGGGUGUCACCGUCCUGUCCAGAAUCCAUGCCAGGAAACUGAGUGAGCAGAGGAGGGGAGACAGGAUCCUCCUGAAUGCCUGCUCCCCUGGGUGGGUGAGAACAGCCAUGGGUGGACCUACAGCCAUUAAAAGCCCAGAAGAAGGAGCAGAGACCCCCGUCUACUUGGCCCUUUUGCCCUCAGAUGCUAAGGGGCCUCACGGGGAGUUUGUUACGGAGAAGAAAGUUGAACAAUGGGGACCCUACCCUCAGUUCCCUCCAUGGGACCCAUUAUGA
Molecule: messenger RNA, 990 nt
Organism: Prionailurus viverrinus (fishing cat)
Lineage: Eukaryota; Metazoa; Chordata; Mammalia; Carnivora; Felidae
Product: carbonyl reductase [NADPH] 1-like
Exons: 5
Molecular function (GO): carbonyl reductase (NADPH) activity
Source: RefSeq, a predicted model, not a curated record